UUCCUGACAGGUGGAUAAUGUUGUAGCUGCAGAGUAUGAAUUGGAGUAUCUGCUUCUGGAAGGACACUGCUAUGAUAUUACUACUGGACAGCCCCCUCGGGGACUCCAGUUUACACUGGGAACUUCAACCACUCCUGUCAUUGUCGAUACCAUUGUUAUGGCCAACUUGGGCUACUUUCAGUUAAAAGCCAAUCCUGGUGCAUGGACUCUAAGACUGAGAAAGGGCAGAUCUGAGGAUAUCUACAGGAUCUACAGCCAUGAUGGCACAGACUCUCCACCUGAAGCUAGUGACGUUAGUGUUGUUCUCAACAACUUCAAAAGCAAAAUUAUUAAAGUGAAGGUUCAGAAAAAACUGGAUAUGAUGAAUGAAGAUCUACUAAGUGAUGGUACCAGUGAGAAUGAAUCUGGAUUUUGGGAAUCCCUCAAAUGGGGAUUCACAGGAGGACAAAAGAAUGAAGAUGUGAAACAGGAUAAAGACGAUGUACUAAACAUAUUCUCUGUGGCUUCAGGACACCUGUAUGAAAGAUUCCUACGCAUAAUGAUGUUGUCUGUGCUGAAGCACACCAAGACCCCUUUAAAGUUUUGGUUUCUGAAGAACUACUUAUCACCUACAUUCAAGGAGUUCAUCCCAUACAUGGCAAAGAAGUAUAAUUUCCAGUAUGAGCUUGUCCAGUAUAAAUGGCCACGCUGGCUUCAUCAGCAAACAGAGAAGCAGCGUAUCAUCUGGGGUUACAAGAUCCUCUUUCUAGAUGUGCUCUUCCCAUUAGCUGUUGAUAAAAUCCUGUUUGUGGAUGCUGAUCAGAUUGUGCGCACAGAUUUAAAGGAAUUACGGGAUUUCAAUCUAGAUGGUGCUCCUUAUGGAUAUACUCCAUUCUGUGACAGUCGAAGAGAAAUGGAUGGCUAUAGGUUCUGGAAAUCGGGAUACUGGGCAAGUCAUUUAGCUGGAAGAAAAUACCACAUCAGUGCUCUGUAUGUUGUGGAUCUGAAGAAGUUCAGAAAGAUAGCAGCUGGAGAUCGACUCAGAGGACAGUAUCAGGGUCUUAGUCAGGAUCCUAACAGUCUGUCCAACCUCGAUCAGGAUUUGCCUAACAACAUGAUCCACCAGGUACCAAUUAAAUCAUUGCCACAGGAGUGGCUGUGGUGUGAAACAUGGUGUGAUGAUUCCUCAAAGAAGAGAGCAAAAACCAUUGAUCUGUGUAAUAACCCAAUGACCAAAGAGCCCAAGUUGCAAGCAGCAAUGCGUAUAGUUCCAGAAUGGCAGGACUAUGAUCAAGAAAUCAAGCAGCUCCAAAGUCUUUUCCAGAAAGAAAAAGAAACAGGAAUACCAGCUGAGAUGCCAGGACACCACACACAUGAUCCAGCAGCACAUGUGGAAUUAUGAUCCAUGGAGAAAAAUUCAAGUUAGACUGUUUCAUAGACAAUUUUUAUAUUGAAAGCUAGGUUUUUUUCUGGUAUGUCUGCAAAACUGCUGAAUAAUUGAAUGGGAUGAUGUAUGCAUUUUUAUUACUUGCCUUUGGGUUAAUUUCUGCAUAUGAAAUAGGAUCGGGAUUGCUGGAAUUAGCAUUACUGGUUUUUUGCACCUGUGGUGGAGAUGAAAAAGCCCAGGAUGGAAUUUAGCAUUUCAGAAACAAAACUUCAAAAAUCCACUGGAAAGGCCACAGCCUGUUCCUUCAGCUGUCGCUACCUCCACCACUGAUGAAGAUGCUGUUAGCAUCAGAUGUGACUCCAGAGCUUGGAAAUUGCAGACCCAUUAAGCCACUGGCUAGAACAUAAAUCCUAAUCUCAACAGAUGGAGAGAAUUUUUCCAGGUACCAUUAAAAGGCU
Molecule: messenger RNA, 1824 nt
Organism: Nestor notabilis (Kea)
Lineage: Eukaryota; Metazoa; Chordata; Aves; Psittaciformes; Psittacidae
Product: UDP-glucose:glycoprotein glucosyltransferase 1-like
Exons: 12
Coding region: 158-1381 (407 amino acids)
Cellular component (GO): endoplasmic reticulum
Molecular function (GO): UDP-glucose:glycoprotein glucosyltransferase activity
Source: RefSeq, a predicted model, not a curated record